AUGACCGAUCCUGCACAGGAGCACCUGGAAUUUGGAUCACCAGGAAUAAAAGGCGAACCUGGUACACCAGGAGAGCGAGGCCCACCUGGAAUACCAGGAAGCCUGGGACCUCCUGGUUUCCCAGGUCCUCAGGGCCCAUCUGGUUUAUCUGGUCAGCAGGGUGAGCGAGGGUCCCCUGGCCUCCCAGGGAUGAAAGGUGAGCAGGGGCCCCCAGGGACACCAGGCUAUCCAGGAACCAUGGGACCACCUGGACUGCAUGGGCUGAAGGGUGAACGUGGGAGCCCAGGAAGCAGUGGUCAAAAAGGAGAAUCAGGUCCUCCAGGUAUUCCUGGGUAUCAAGGACAGGCUGGGGCACCGGGCACUAAAGGAGACACAGGACCAGCAGGACCUGCUGGUGAAAAAGGGGAUCAGGGUUUCCAAGGACAACCAGGUUUCCCAGGACCACCGGGUCCACCAGGUCCUACUGGCAAAAGUGGAAGGGACGGGCUGCCUGGGCUCAAAGGUGAAAAAGGCAAUGAUGGUGGUCCAGGCUCUCAGGGACCAACUGGGCCCUCAGGUCCACCAGGCUCCCCAGGACUGAUGGGCCCACCUGGUAUUGAAGGAAUGGAUGGGAAAGAUGGUAAACCAGGGCUACGGGGAGAGACAGGCCCUCCUGGCCCAGCAGGACCAAGAGGAAUUCCAGGAUUCAAAGGGAAAACUGGCCAUCCUGGCUUCCCUGGACAGAAGGGUGAUGUUGGACCUGCAGGUCCACCUGGACCACCAGGCAGACCAGGACAUGAGGGUGAUCCUGGUACCCCAGGUGCUCAGGGGCGACCUGGACCCCCCGGCCACGUUGGUUCUACAGGUCCAGCUGGACCACCAGGACCUCCUGGUUCAUCAGGAGUGGGUAUAAAGGGAGAUAAGGGCCAGGCUGGUGAGAGGGGUCUCCCAGGAAUGGUAGGACCCCCAGGACAACCUGGUCACCCAGGGCCUGUGGGAGAGCCAGGCAAUGAUGGUGCUGCUGGUAAAGAUGGAGCAGCAGGUGUACCAGGGGGCACUGGACAGCCAGGUCAAAAGGGUGAACCAGGGGCCCAAGGCCAAAGGGGUCCUGCAGGCGAGAGAGGUAGACCGGGGCUUCCCGGUGGUGGUGGAUACCAGUCUAAGGAUGCACAGCCAAUGAUUGGUCCAGUUGGACCCAGAGGGGAAAGGGGAAGUCCAGGCUCAGAUGGUGCCCCUGGGCUCCCUGGACCUCCAGGGUCCCCAGGAAAUGAUGCUGUAGUCAAUUAUGAUGAAAUCAAAAACUUCAUCCGCCAGCAGGUCAUCAAGAUCUUUGAUGAGAGAAUGGCAUACUACAUGUCUCGUGUACAAAUGCCAGUAGAGAUGGUAGCAUCACCUGGUCGGCCAGGGCCCCCAGGGAAAGAUGGAACUCCAGGUAAUCCCGGGACCCCAGGUGCACCUGGCCUCCCGGGACAGAUCGGCAGACAAGGCCGGCCAGGACCCCAAGGUCUCCCAGGGCCACGAGGACCUCAGGGUGAUAAAGGAGAUAAGGGUGUUGGAGAGAUGGGAGAUGUUGGACCUCCAGGAGCACCAGGUGUCCCAGGCCCGCCAGGCUAUGGCAAGAUGGGACCCCCAGGUCCAGUUGGCCAGCAGGGUGUUCCUGGGAUCCCAGGACCUUCUGGACAGCCUGGUGCAAAAGGAAACGAUGGCCGGUGUAAUCCUGCAGACUGUAUGAGCCAUCAAGUAGACUACAGCCCCAAGGGCCCACCUGUCAAGGGCCCCUGGUAGAGGGGUAAAGGUGAUGAAUGAGAUCGGCAGAGGGAACUAAAACAGACUACAGAGAAGACACUAUGACCCAAAGAUUUCUGAGCAAAUGUCCACGGUUUCUGAGGGCCCCACUGGAACUGAGGUAUGCAAAGACACACCAUGAGCACAGUUUUAUUGCAUCAGUCCUUUCCCAUAUGAAUGUCAAUUUACUGCUAUAUUAUUGCCGCAUAUUGUUUUUACAUAUUUUUUUGUCACUGUUUCCCAUGGGAUGUGGCAAGAAUCACAAUCUGUAUUUUUUUUUUAUUCUGACCUCUUUGUUGCCGUUGUUUUGUUUUUGUUUUUUGUUUUUUUUGUUUUGUUUGUUUUUUCAAUUUUCUUUGCCUAAAACCAUGUUAACAUGUAUUGGCAUACUUUGCUUCUCCCUCUCAUGUCUUUGUUACUUUUUCACAAAAUCUCAUUUCAAGUGAAUCCCAUGCAUUUCUAAUAUUCUGUCUGUGUUUUUGAGGUGUGAUCCAUACCUAAAUUUGACUUGCAAGAGAAUAUCCCCAGGAAUGUAUUUCAGUUCUGCAUUCAUAUCCUCUUUGAUGGAUUACUGAUCUGUAUACAUAUAUAUAUAUACACACAUAUUUAUAUAUAAUGGAUUUUUAUACUGGUUAAAGGAAUUAGCAUGGCUAUCCACUUACUUUUCAUGGUUAUACAGCAGUAAAAAUACCAAAGGAGUAUUUUUAUUAAGGUCUAUAAGCUUUCAAAAUGGAAUAAUAUGUUCAGUGAAAGAAAUUAUUUAUAGAUGAAAACUGCUACACAAGAAAGUGUAUUGGCUUUUGUAAUUAUGUAGCUAAAGUUCAUUUUGUCUUUUUGGAAAUACAGCCAUUUUAAAGCAUCACAUUUUUAUUUUUUAUUCUAAUGUAGCUCUAAUGACCAUCUGUCUGCUUCAUUUGUUGUUUUAUAAGAUACGAGCAGUAAUUGAGCCCGUUCACCACAGGUACUGUAAUGCAACACACUGAUUACAGCCACCAAGCCUUCACAGCCAUAUGUAAGGGUAAAGAACAUAUUUGGAGAAGUGCUGUAAUUUGGGGUUGCUAUCUGUUAUUUUUACUAUUUUUGUCCUUUAUUAAUCGUCAUCUCUUAUCAUCCCCAUAGUUUAUUCAGCAGUGUAAGUUAUGUGCUGGGGUCAGGCUUUUGUUUUUCUAACCAAUGGGAAAUGUUAAAACUGAAUUAAAAUGCUUUUUAAAGAGGCUGUAGCCUAUCAUGUUAUCAUUAUCAACCUAUUUGUUGUCUGAAAUAGUGUUGAACAGACAUGUAAAAAAUGUAUGCUGAUGUAUUACUAUCAUUGUGGCACAACUCAUCAUGUCCCUUACUAAUGUUUACCUUUGAAAGAGCAGAAUUAUAAAAUACAAAAUGAUAUG
Molecule: messenger RNA, 3149 nt
Organism: Monopterus albus (swamp eel)
Lineage: Eukaryota; Metazoa; Chordata; Actinopteri; Synbranchiformes; Synbranchidae
Product: collagen alpha-1(XVI) chain-like
Exons: 25
Coding region: 1-1764 (587 amino acids)
Source: RefSeq, a predicted model, not a curated record